UAUGUUUGUGUGUGUGCUGCCUAUUCUCUAAAUAACCUGUUGAUCCAGUCAGGGUAAAACUCAGUCAGCCUGAGGGAGCAACAGGCUCGGAUCCUCUUCCUCAAUUUUUUUCAUCUGAAGCGGAGCUGCUGCUGAGUCACUAGAGAUCCAAGGAAAAAACCUGCCAGAAGGACAAAAAAAACAUCGCUUGCAUCGCCACAGAAAAAGGAAGCAUGGAUUGAAAGCUGUCUGCAAGUUCUGUGUCUUGCAUGCGUGUAGCUGAAGGGAAAUCAUGUCAGCCAUACACACCUGGGCCUGUUUCCUCCUCUGUCUCAGCUUCGCCUCGCCGGACAAAACCCCAGAUAUCAUAGUCACGUGCUCGGUGUCUGGAGAGUGCGUGCUCCCCUGCAGCUUCCCGCCGGGCAGCGAGGAGACCAUUGAGUGGUUCAAACAGGAAGUGGUGGUCUACAAGUUUGAACGUGAAGAAAAAGAUGACAACGACAGCAGCGAGGAGCACUUUAAGCACGAACAGUUCGAGGGCCGCGCGGCCAUCUUCCCUCACUUGGUGGCGCGCGGUAACGCCACGCUCAUCCUCAUGAGGAGUGGCCUCAAGGACCGAGGCACGUACAGGUGUCACGUGCACACCUCCAGUAGCGAACACAACGCGAAGGUCAUCGUGAAGGUGGAAGCACCCAUCAGAGGACUGUCUCUGGUGCUGUCCAGGCUCAGCGGCUAUGAGGAGAUGAAGUGCAGCGUUCGUGAUGUCUACCCUCCUCCUCGUGUAUCCUGGGCGACCGAACCCCCCACUUUCGAGGACCUCCGACCGGUCACACGCAUGAGAGCCGACAAACAGGGGCUGUACUCUGUCGACAGCCGCCUCAAGAGGCUGAAUGGACAACCCAACCUCAUCUACAUCUGUAAAGUCACAACUUCCUAUGGGGGGCCGUCCUGGACCGCCUCACUCAGGGAAAGGGAAAUAAGAGGAACUGAAGGGAGGGACCUGACCAUCCCCUGCCACGCCCCUCCUUACCUGAACAAGCCCUUCCUCCACUGGAGCUUCACCAACGGAGAGGACACCUCCCUCAUCCUCACCUACGACAGCCAGUCGGGGAACAGCGUCUCCCUGAGGCCCUGGGACAACCACGUGGAGCUGGACGGGUACGCGGUGCCGUUUGGAGACGGGUCCCUGCGACUGAUGGACCCCAAACACCUGCAGCACACGGGCAGCUACACCUGUGUGUUCUCCAUGCCGUACAUCACACACACCGAGCGCACUGAAGUCGCCAUCGACAACUAUGAUGUUGAUCGGACGACUGCAGACAAGCCCUCCUAUUGGUGGAUUGUCGGCCUGGUGGUUGCGUUGCUGGUUGUCGCUCUGGCCGGCAUGCUGGCCUACCUGAAGGUGAAAGGAGUUCCCUCAAAAAGCAGAAAGGACCCUGAGGCUGUGACAGAGUUGCAUUUAGUCAAAGACUCGUCAGCAGACAGCCACCUGAACGAGAGCAGCCCUCUGACUGUCGGAGGAACCAACGGACCGUCAGCCCCCCCGACGGGCUCUCAGAUAACCUGAGAACCAACCGAAACCACAUGGAGCAUCACCUAAAGCUAAUACUAACAGAUCAAACAGGCACACCGCUACACACUGCCGAGGAACUUUAGCUUCUUAGAGUUUCAAUAAGAGCUUUGGACAGAAAAAACACUUUAUAUGUAUAUUUGACUUUGAGUGUACAUGCUGAGAUGUAUAGGAACUGCAAAACAAAAUGCUUUUAGUGUCUUCAGGAAGGGUUUGUGACUCCUCACAGUAAGGAUGAAUCUGCUGUUAUUUCAGGAACUCGGUUAUGAAAAUGUUUUCUCGUGAAGAAUGUAUAAUAUAUAUAUAUAUAUAAUAUAAAAGCCUGGAAGGAACACUUACCUGAUUUUGGACCAGAGUUGGUUCUGGAUGAAAAGGACGUUGUUUCUAAUGUUUAAAGGUUGAUGUUGUCACGAUUCUUCAGAUGCGGUGGGCUUGACACAGGAAUACGUACAAUGGACUUGUAUUUCCUGAUCUAGCACCUGUGGUACUCGGAUAUGGGCACCUAAAAGGGGCCUUAGAAGAACCUCAAGGAUCACAAAGUUACAAGAGGGCUGAGAACCAAAAAGCUGCCUUAUAGAAGAAAAAGAGCCUCUGUGUGAAUGUAUAUUUGAACCACGGGAGGACACUUGAUUUCCAAAUAAAAGACUGACUUCCUACACUGUUCUGCUGCCUUUAAACCCUCACUUCAGUGAAGGAUUCUCCAAGAUAUGAAGCGCCUUCUGGGAAUCGUUCCCUGCCUGGAUUAUGAAAACGAAUGUGAAUGAACAAUACAGAUUUAUAUUUUUGAGAGAAAUCGUGCAAAUAUUUAAUCUGCAGAAAAUUGAACUUGUUUGAAUUUCUCUGUGAACUACUACCACACUUUCAUGAAUAAUAGUUGACCUUUCACAAAUGUGUCAUAAUGUAAUGACAUUAAAAAGACUAAUAACUGAAGGUUUGUGCUUUUUCUGUCGGAGAUAUGACAAAAUAAAUGUCAACGAUUGUUUAAACCGA
Messenger RNA from Trematomus bernacchii (emerald rockcod), 2539 nucleotides. RefSeq names its product programmed cell death 1 ligand 1-like. The record is from RefSeq and is a predicted model, not a curated record. Lineage: Eukaryota; Metazoa; Chordata; Actinopteri; Perciformes; Nototheniidae. The coding region runs from base 272 to 1546 and encodes 424 amino acids. Gene Ontology annotation, biological process: cell surface receptor signaling pathway; negative regulation of T cell proliferation; positive regulation of T cell proliferation. The transcript is spliced from 8 exons. Gene Ontology annotation, cellular component: external side of plasma membrane.